AUGGCUACAAAAAUCCCUGUAACGAAAUACUUCCGGCCGUUUGUGCCACCAUUACCGCCUGGCACGAAAAUUCACAACGAUUUGUAUUGGGAUGUAUAUAUUUAUCGACCCUAUUGUCGUCUCUGGGAGCGUGUAGGGGUCUACUUAUACAAUCGAGUGAUUAAUCGCUUCGAGAUUGGCGUACAAGAUAAAGCGUACAAUGCUCGCGUUCAUGGUCCCUAUUGUCCUUGGAGAUAUUAUGGAACAAAAAAAGAUACAAAAUUGAUGGAUGUGAAAUUAUGCGAUUUGCGUUCGUGGUUUUCGCGUCGUGACAAAUCGAUUGGAGGUAUUGCAUACGCUGCUGUGAAAAGUUUUUACAGAUUCGAACACUACUAUUUCGAUCACUAUCUUAUUAAUCUGCCACGAUUCUUCUUGCGUUUCGUUCUUUUUGCUUAUCUUCUGGGAAUAAUACUUUUCUAUGACGAGAUUCCAGUUUCUGUCGCGAGAUAUCACUGGUGA
Cercopithifilaria johnstoni is the source of this 498-nucleotide messenger RNA. The record is from the annotation of a GenBank genome assembly. Lineage: Eukaryota; Metazoa; Nematoda; Chromadorea; Rhabditida; Onchocercidae.